Molecule: messenger RNA, 2925 nt
Organism: Mya arenaria
Lineage: Eukaryota; Metazoa; Mollusca; Bivalvia; Myida; Myidae
Product: cytochrome P450 7A1-like
Exons: 5
Coding region: 170-1636 (488 amino acids)
Biological process (GO): bile acid biosynthetic process; cholesterol homeostasis
Molecular function (GO): heme binding; iron ion binding; oxidoreductase activity, acting on paired donors, with incorporation or reduction of molecular oxygen
Source: RefSeq, a predicted model, not a curated record
UAUUUACUAUACUACAAACGAACAAGUAUUACAUUGCUACAGUGAAGAAGACAUUGACUAAAACUAAGAGUUUGAAAUUAUAUUGGAAUUUACGAUUUUGAAAAGGAAUUGUUCACAUUUGGACCUUAAACGACUUUACAUAUUUAAACAGAUAUUAAUAGCCAGCAGAAUGGUAGCCGUAUCGGUGUAUCUGGGAGUUAUUCUGGUCGCUCUGGUCCUCGCCUAUUGUAGAAUCUUCGCCCGCAGAAGGCGAAAGAGCGAGCCCGCACUUGUCCCAGGCAGUUUUCUGUGGGGAAAUGGAAAGGAUUUUGCAGAAAAUGCAGUCGAAUUCAUCCACAAGUCUACUAAAAAGUUUGGUGAUAUUUUCACAAUACGCCUUUUAAAUCAGCACAUCACGAUCAUUAGUGACCCACACUCGUAUGAAAGAAUGUGCAAGGAGAAAACUUUCGACUUUGAUCCAAUUCAAAAACAGGUUAACAACAACGUGUUUAGUUUCCAACUGAUAGACUCUAAGAAAAUGAUCAAAGAGGCGUCAAAAAAGGUGAAGGGACAAUAUUUAUUUGCCAACAUGAACAAUUUCUCCAACCACUUGCGGGAAUCUUUCGCCGAUGCUACAUGUAAUCUGCCGAUGACGGACGGCUGGUGUCGAGAUGGUCUUCGAUCCUUCGGUUCCAGAACGAUGUUCCGCGCAAUCUUCAGAUCCAUCUUCGGCAAGGAGAAACCAGAAGAUGUUUUCGAGCCGGUGAACGUCUACCAAAAUUUUGAUGUGUUUCACAAGUACUUCAACUUCUUGUGGCUUGGACUGCCAAUCAAGCUAUUUCCGAGCGCCUGCAGGGCCUUGGAUGUUCUUGUCAAGAUGCCCAAAUCUGACGAGAUUCUCGAAAGGUCAGAUGUGUCAGAUUACAUCAAAUACUCAACAGAGUUCAUGAAAUCCCAUGGACAGACGGAGUCGGACAUUAUUGGACAUAAUCUUGUGUUCCUGCACGUGAACUACAACACAUUCCGCGUGUCCUACUGGCUCAUCUACUACCUGAUGAAGUACCAAGAUGCUCUACAGGCCCUUCGACAGGAGAUUAAUGAGUUUGUUGAGACAAAGGCCUCUUUCUGUGAUCCGGAAGGACCCGUAGAACUAACCCUAGCUGAGCUCGACAAACUUCCAGUGCUUAACAGCGUCUUGAAUGAGACUAUUCGAUAUACCAGCGGCGUAUUCAUGGUGCGGGCGGUGACCGCUGACACUGACUUCUGUAUGGAGAAUGGUCAAACUUACAAGUUGCGCGCCGGCGACCGCGUGGCCAUCUACCCUCCUGCUAUCCACAAGGACCCAGAAAUCUUUGAAAAUCCCCUGGAGUUUAAAUAUGACCGUUUCGUCGAUGCAACAUUCUACAAAAAUGGACGCGAGUUGAAGAAUCCUUUGUUGGCUUUCGGUUCGUUGUGCCCCGGGAAAAAGCUAGCGAUGACUCAGGCAAAGUGGUUCAUUUUCAACCUUGCUCACAAUUUUGACUUUGAAACAGUGGACGGCCAGACAUGUGAACCGGAUGUGCAUUAUCAUGGUCAUGAAAUUUUGCCACCAACAAGAGACGUUGAGAUCUUGUACAGAAGGAAAGAAAACAGGCGGCCUGUUGAGUUUGUGCAAUGAGCGCCGCCGCGUUCUCCAGUAUGGACAUCAGUAAAUCCCAUCCACCCUCGCAACUUACCGGGGUCAGGAGGCUCCAAACUGCAUCAUAAACCGCGGGAACUGGGACAUAACCCGCGAGCAGCGCAUGCGCGAUGCACCAGGGAUGCCCCGCACUUGUUUUUGUUAUGUUCUAAAUUAUAUUUUGGUACACAUUUAUAAUAUGUUUGUUAGGGACUGUUAAACUUACGAUUUGUUGUAAAUGCGUCUGCAACAAGUGCUAUGAUUGUUAAUUUAUUACAUUUUACACGCGUUAUUUUGUAUAAUAAUUCGCCAAAAUGUGUUGUUUGUAUGUAUUUAAGCAUGAAUGUGAAACACUGUUAAAUGAGAAAACGGGUCACGUGCUAAUAUUGUAUAUAAUGAUUGUAAACUUCAUAUCCUCAUAAAGAUGAAAUUAUCACAUGUUGAAAUGCAUAGUUUUCUGUUUAAUAGUGUACAUUCUGUAUAAACUGACCAUGCGUUUACUGUGGCAUUUACCCAACUGUUCACAAACCUUGUUCAACUGUCAAAGUGCUACAUUUUACUUGACAUCAACUAUUUAUUUCUUUAUUUAUUUAUACUUUUCAUUUUUAUACAUUAUUUACCAUUGUUAAAACAUUUAAGUACUAAAUGAAUUCCUGGUAGUCUGCAUUGUAAAUCAUAAAAGCCUGAAAUUGUUAUUCAUUUUAAAGAAUUUGAAUUCUAAUAUUUACUGUUCGACGAACACACGGAACAGUGUUAUAUCAAUAAAUCAAGAUACAUUGUACAUUAGAUAUGUAUCAUCUGUAUCAAUCAUUAGAUCCAAUUCACUUAAUCAUAUAUUGAAAUUAGUUCGUUCUCGCCAGCACCAUUUGUCAUAUGUAAAUAAUCAUCGUAUUUAUUAAAUCAUUUAUUUCCCCUACACGUCAAUAAUAGAGACAUCUCCACAUUCCUUAUGAUGUUAAACAUCUUUUGAAUUAAAGGAAUACAUAGAUUGUUUCCUGUUAUUUUAUUUUUUAAUCCAUGUUAUACUCUGUUUUAUGCUUCUUCAAAUUAUAAUAUUGAUUCAUUUAGAUUUACUUGGAUCUGACAUUUUUUUUUUAAAUCCUAUGAGAAAAAAGUUUAAGAACGUGCAUUAAAAUGAAAAAAAGAACAUUGUUGAACUCACUCUUCAUGUAAGACGGCAAUAGUUUGUAAUUCUAUGAUGUAUAUUGUUAUAAUGUUGUGAUCAAAUGCUAUGUGAUUCGGUUGGUGCUUUGUCCGGAGAUAUGAAGAAUAAAAUGCAUUGAAUUGAA